This is a messenger RNA of Miniopterus natalensis, 3362 nucleotides long. RefSeq lists its product as uncharacterized. NCBI's taxonomy places the organism in Eukaryota, Metazoa, Chordata, Mammalia, Chiroptera, Miniopteridae. The record is from RefSeq and is a predicted model, not a curated record. Gene Ontology annotation, biological process: regulation of DNA-templated transcription. Gene Ontology annotation, molecular function: DNA-binding transcription factor activity, RNA polymerase II-specific; RNA polymerase II cis-regulatory region sequence-specific DNA binding.
UUCCCAGGACGCUGUGCCUCCCCAGCAGGAGCAGGAGAAAAUGACCCAGUUCCAGGAGGCAGUGACAUUCCAGGACGUGGCUAUAGUCUUCACCAAGGAGGAGCUGGGGUUGCUGGACCAGUCCCAGAGGAAGCUGUACCAAGAUGUGAUGCUGGAGAACUUCCAGAACCUGGUCUUAGUGGGACAUUGGAAUCAAAAUGAGAUAGACACUGUUCAAAAAGUUGGAUUAAAGUACCUUUUUCAUGAAGACUUUUUGUGGUGGCAAAUAUGGGAACAACUUAUAAGUAAGUUAACCAGAAAUCAAGACUUGAUAAUAAAUCUGGAAGGCAAGAAGUCUGAUUUGCCAAAACAAGGUGAUUCCUCCUUUCAACUGUGGGCAAGAGAAUCUACUCAAGUUUCUGAAGAUGAGAACUGUAUAAUAAAGCUUCCAGGGGAAGUUCAAAGUUCCAAUAGUAUAAAAUGUCAAGAGUUUCCAAUUAAGACCACCUGGGAUUUCUGGAAGAAAAUGUAUCUGAGAGAGUCACAGAAUUAUCAGAGUAGGUGUCAGAAGAUUGAUGGGAAACGUGAACUGUGCAAGUGUGAUCCUUGUGUUAUAAGGACUUCUCAUGACCAUGGUGAUGAUCAGGAAGUACACAAAGGCAAGAAGUCUUAUAUCCACAAGAACUGUGGAAAAGAUUUCAUGAAGAAAUCAUUCCAGCAUAAUGUAAUCCACGCAAGAGAGCAAACUUCUUGUGAGAAUGGAAAAGGCUUCAGUUUUGGCCCCAGUCUUGAACUUGAUCAGCAGUUGCACUUAGGAACAAAAGCCCAUAUGUGUAGUCAGUGUGGGGAGGGCCUUAGUUAUAGCUCAGUGCUUUGCACUCAUCAAAGUGUUCUCACAGAAGAGAAAUGCAGUAGUUAUGGUGAGUGUGGUGAAGACUUCUGUCAAAACUCCCAUCUGCAAAUUGAUCAGAGAGUCAGCACAGGAGAGAAACCCUACAAAUGUGCUGUAUGUGGGAAAGGCUUCAUGUGGAGCUCAUAUCUUCAUGUUCAUCAUAGUGUCCACACAGGAGAGAAACACUGUAAAUGUGCUGUGUGUGGGAAAGGCUUCAGUUGGAGUUCACAUCUUCAUGCCCAUCAACGAGUCCACACUGUAGAGAAGCCAUACAAAUGUGAGACAUGUGGUACGUGCUUUAGUCACAGUUCGUGUCUUAAAGAACAUCAACAAGGUCACCCUGCAGAGAAACCCUACAAAUGUGCUGUGUGUGGUAAGAGCUUCAGCCAGACCUCAAGUCUUCAAGCCCAUCAACGAAUCCACACUGGAGAGAAACCCUACAAAUGUGCUGUAUGUGGUAAGAACUUUAGUCAGAAAUCACAUCUGCAAGUUCAUCAGCGAGUUCAUACUGGAGAGAAACCCUACAAAUGUGCUGUGUGUUUGAAAGGCUUCAUGUGGAGUUCAUAUCUUCAUGUUCACGAGAGGAUCCACACAGAAGAGAAACCUUACAAAUGUGGCAUUUGUGGAAAGGGCUUUAGUCAGAGUUCACAUCUUCAAGCCCAUCAGCGAGUCCACACUGGAGAGAAACCCUUCCAAUGUGCUGUGUGUGGUAAGAGCUUCAGUCGGAGUUCACAUCUUCAAGCCCAUCAGCGAUUCCACACAGGAGAGAAACCCUACAGAUGUGCUGUGUGUGGUAAGAGCUAUAGUCAGACCUCAAGUCUUCAAUACCAUCAGCGAGUCCACACUGGUGAGAAACCAUACAAAUGUGAACAGUGUGGGAAAGGCUUCAUGGUGAUCUCAAGUCUUCAUGUUCAUCAGAGGAUCCACACAGGAGAGAAACCCUACAAAUGUGCUGUGUGUGGUAAGAGCUUCAGUCAGACUGCAAGUCUUCAAACUCAUCAGCGAGUCCACACUGGAGAGAAACCCUACAAAUGUGCUGUGUGUGGGAAGAGCUUUAGUCGGAGUUCAUAUCUUCAAUCCCAUCAGCGAGUCCACGCUGGAGAGAAACACUACAAAUGUACUCUGUGUGGUAAGAGCUUCAACCAUAUGUCAAGUCUUCAAGACCAUCAGCAACUCCACACUAUGGAUUAAUCCUACAAAAAUUAAGAGUGUGGGAAAGGGUUCAUGUGGAUCUCAUAGGAUAGAAGUUAUACAGAUGUGAGACGUUUCAUAAUUAGCUUUUUGUGUUUAUAUAUAAAAUUCCUUAAUUCUUUUUACUUAACUUUUUGCUAUAGUAAUUUCUUUACAUUUCAAAACUGUCACUAUAAAAAGAAUAUUAUUGAUAAUACAAAAAGUUGUCUUAUACACCUUCUGUAAUUAUUAAACAGUUGGUUACAUGUAUAGGAUUUGAGAAAAGCCUAAAGAACAAAUAUAGUUAUUAUUACUAAUAUUAGUAGUAACAUUAAUUUGUAGGUACAUAGGCCUUGUCAGUGUCUAUUUCUGAUGUUUGGGCUUUUCAGUCUUGAAAAGUUUGUGAUCUCCACUUAGUUGGAGGUGAGUAUCAGAGAUGGGCAGAUGUCCAUUUGCGGUUAGGCACCUGGUUAGGUAAGGUCUCUUCCAACACUGUUGGAGAGAGUCUUUAAUGAAUGUUUUUCCCAAUGGACAAAAAUAUCCAGGUUGUAAGUUAUGGCCUUUGAAGCCUUUGUCUUCUGGGAGUACACUGUGAAAUGAAUGUUACUAAGUUAUUAGUUUCUAUAGCCUGGUUAAUGAGCCAUUGAUAAUAAUGUAGAAUAUCUCCUUUUAGUUUUUCUUAUAUUUGGAAAACAAAAAGAUUUUAAAAUCAGUAACAUUUCAGAGUCAUAAGGAUAAUAAUUAUUUCCCGUCUAUUUAGUCCCAUAACCAAUUUUUUUGGUUCUCAUUAUUUGCCAGGAUUUUUAUGAAUUUAGUUAUUCUUUAGAGUUUUAUAAAUUUUUAUCUAAUUUAAAGAUAUGACCUGUUUAAAACCUGUAGUUUAGAGUAAGAGUCUUUUUUAUGGAUUUUUCUAAAGAUAUAAUAAGUUUGUAAAUGUAUUAGAGUAAAAUAAUGACUGUUUAUAAAUGACAAAACUUAAAGUGGCAUGGUUAUAAAUUUGAUUAUAAUGCAAUUAAUAAAAAAACUUUGUUUUUGUAAGAUAUAAUAUUCCAAGACAAUUUUUUGGUAAAUAAGUUACACAUGGAUUAGUGGAAGUGUGUAUUGAGCACUGGAAAUAAUUUAUAAACUCCCACUGUGUGGACCACAAAUAUCUGGAGUACCACUGCCAGACAUCCCUACAGGGAACCAUUACUUAUCUUGCCCCAUGUCACUGACAGGACACCUGCUAUCCCUGGGAGCUUCCUGGCUGAACUUGGCCUUAAAUUGUUGCAAGUUUUCCCCUAGGGCAGACUGAAAUCUUGAGAAUAUCGAUUAAAAAAAA